Diceros bicornis minor is the source of this 2452-nucleotide messenger RNA. It is a transcript of the gene CCNB1IP1, whose product is annotated as cyclin B1 interacting protein 1. Gene Ontology annotation, molecular function: ubiquitin protein ligase activity. Gene Ontology annotation, biological process: reciprocal meiotic recombination. The transcript is spliced from 7 exons. Bases 907 to 1740 code for a protein of 277 amino acids. Lineage: Eukaryota; Metazoa; Chordata; Mammalia; Perissodactyla; Rhinocerotidae. The record is from RefSeq and is a predicted model, not a curated record. Gene Ontology annotation, cellular component: synaptonemal complex.
AUGAUGCUAGGUGGUUGAUAGACCUGUAGUUCAACUUGAUUCCUAGAUAGAAGCUGGAGUCAUCUGAUACCAGAGCCUCGAACUCUUGGGUGCUGUGAAUCCUGGAAAUAUAAUACAUGAAGACAGCAUUUUUCUAUUAUGCAUGAAGGUAGAUGAUUCUUCAAAUUAAAGGCGGAAGCUGACUUUGCUCAUCAGAAAUGGUUUACAGAAUUAACUUGCAAAAAUAGGAUGUGUAAAACCUGGAAAGAUGUCUACUUCAAAACGGAUAAAAAAAUGAAACGGCAGAAUCUACCUCAACGUGGAAGGGAUAGCUGUCCAAUUAUAGGUAUCACACGAUUUAUGCGAAUUCUUCCUGAAACUACUUAGAAAGCCUGCACUGCCCAGCCGGUGGGUACUCCCCAAAUUUUCCCAGGACAAACACCUGCGUGUACUCAGAGGCCGGGGCUCAAGCCGGCCCUGCUGACUUCUCAACUGCCCCCCUCUGCUCUUACUCAGGACACUUUGACCUCAAAUAUUACACCCACGAUAGCUAGGAUGUUACUCUCGUGCCAGUCGAGCGCUGAAAAGGGCACACAAUGACACUAUCUGCAGGGCUCCCAAGUGGGAAACCUAGGCCAGUCUCAGAUAGUUUCGCGCCCUCAGCGUCUCAGACUCACGUACCCGGUGGACGCGCGGCCGGAGUCCGGGUACCACUACCCGGCGAGUCCCAGGAUCCUGAGCGGCCGGAACCCCCCGCCCCGACCCGGCAGGCCCCGGGAGGACUCUGCGCAUGCGCUCUCCGACGCAGUGGCGGCGUGCGUAGCGAAUCCUCGCUCCUCACGGAGCUGUAGAGGCAGCGGCGUUUUCCCGCGCUUUUUCUCGGCGCCUCAGGAUUCUCUUCAGCAUCUGGAGAGCCCACCGUCUGUUAUGUCUUUGUGUGAAGACAUGCUGCUUUGUAAUUAUCGCAAGUGUCGCAUCAAACUCUCUGGUUAUGCAUGGGUCACUGCCUGCUCUCACAUCUUCUGUGAUCAGCAUGGCAGUGGUGAGUUUAGUCGUUCACCAGCUAUCUGCCCUGCCUGCAAUAGUACCCUUUCUGGAAAGCUAGAUAUUGUCCGCACAGAACUCAGUCCAUCAGAGGAAUAUAAAGCCAUGGUAUUGGCGGGACUUCGACCAGAGAUUGUGUUGGACAUUAGCUCCCGAGCACUGGCCUUCUGGACAUAUCAGGUACAUCAGGAGCGUCUCUAUCAAGAAUACAAUUUCAGCAAGGCUGAGGGCCAUCUGAAACAGAUGGAGAAGAUAUAUACUCAGCAAAUACAGAGCAAGGAUGUAGAAUUGACCUCUAUGAAAGGGGAGGUCACCUCCAUGAAGAAAGUGCUAGAAGAAUACAAGAAAAAGUUCAGUGACAUCUCUGAGAAGCUUAUGGAGCGAAAUCGCCAGUAUCAAAAGCUUCAAGGUCUCUAUGAUAGCCUUAGGCUACGAAACAUCACCAUUGCUAACCAAGAUGGUACCCUCGAACCAUCCAUGAUCACGCAAUCUGGUGUUUUUGGCUUCCCAUUAGGGAACAACUCCAAGUUUCCUUUGGACAGUACACCAGUUCGAAAUCGGGGUGGUGGAGAUGGAGAUUUUCAGUUCAGACCAUUUUUUGUGGGUUCUCCCACAGCACCUGAACCCAGCAACAGCUUUUUUAGUUUUGCCUCCCCAAGUCGUGAAUUAGAGCAGCAGCAAGUCUCUAGCAGGGCCUUUAAAGUAAAAAGAAUUUAGCUCACUUUACAGAAUGUUUCUCUGUUCACUUUCACUGAUUUCAUUUAGCAAAUAAUCUUUGUUCUAGUUAAGAGUCACCAACCUCCUUGUGGUAUUAAAAGUUGUCUUCACAUUUUCAACUUAUAAGAAACUCAGUGGCAGUGGGGGAAUGGCUUUAGAGUUUGGUUUCUUUUUCUGUUUCCAUUCCAAAAGGGAUGAGCAUUUUAUUAAACUCACUUUGACUGUGAACUGUUGAGUUUUCAACCAUAGUGAAAAGGUUACAAUAUUAUUGGGAGUUUUGUAGAUCACCAUUUGUUUCUGUCUGGGAUGUUUCUGACUGAGCUAUGUACUUAUGCAUAUGUAUAUAAGUACCCAUGUUAUAUGUCUACAUGUCAUUUUGGGUUCUGGUAUUUAUGCAUAUACGUAUAUGUGCUCCUUUACAUUGGUAUUUUGCUGUAUUUGCCAGUAGAUUUAUGUGAACAUUUUGGUCUCAGGAAAUGGCAGGUGAGUCUGUAGCUUGUUAUUUGGGUGUGUACAUUUAUUUGCAUAUGUUUAUGUAUUUGCCCUUGUAUUAACUUGUUUAGAGGUGUGCUUAUGUCAGUGAAUGAGAGUACAAUUUGAUGCAUAUAUGUUCAGUUCCUAUUUCUGUUUAAAAAUAAUUUACAUUGAUAAAGUCAUUUUGUAAAGUUGAUUUUUUGGCAUUUAUUUUAAAAUAAAAUUACUUCUUUCUCUA